GUAAUGUCAGUAUUCAAAGAAAACAAACAUCGCAUCGCACACACUAUGAUGUAUGUGAUGCAAAAUAACAGAUACUGCAUCCUUCAUCCGAAACGACAGAUGUGCCAUCAGGACGCAGCGGGAAUGGACAGGAAUUGAAUCAAGCUACGAUCGCUAGAUAAUGAUCCUAGCAUUAAGAAGCUUGACGAUAUCGUCGACAACACUGUCCAACGCUAGCACUAUUGGUGAGCUUUUCAAGACGUCCAAGCCACACAAACUUGAUUCAAUGUACACUCGAUCCAGAUCGGUAGUUGUGCAAGCAAGAGCACUGCGUCACCUGGAGUCCAAUAUUAUCGCCUGGACCUAAAAAAUUUGCAUAGUCAAGAACAUCCAUUCAAACGAUUGCAACCGGGCAGAACGUCAGUUUUCGCCAGAUUUUACACGGGGUGCUUGCAUGAUUUUUCGAUUAUGUCGCUACAACUUCAAGC
Molecule: messenger RNA, 467 nt
Organism: Serpula lacrymans var. lacrymans S7.9
Lineage: Eukaryota; Fungi; Basidiomycota; Agaricomycetes; Boletales; Serpulaceae
Exons: 2
Coding region: 161-346 (61 amino acids)
Source: RefSeq, a predicted model, not a curated record